AUUUACAAUGCAAAACACACCAAUCCACCUUGUGCGAGUUGACUCAAGUUCUGUACAAGUAGUUGACGGUCGCCGUGACGUCAGCUCUGAGUGGGACAUCGUUAGUACCUACACACUUUCUGAGUUUGUCUCCAUCCCACGAAACAUCACUUAUGAGAUGGUUGGGAUGUGUUUCAAGCUCCGUAGACUGCCAAGGUACUACAUUGAUAAUGUGACGUCACCAAUAGCUAUCCUCAGCUGGUUGUCGAUUAUCAUUUUCAUCAUUCCCGCCAAAAGUGGAGAGCGCCUCUCGGCCGCCAUCUCUCUUGUCCUUGGUCUGACGGUGUUCCAGAUCGUCGUUACAGACAACCUGCCCAAGAACUCUAGAGGAGACGCUGCCGUGGUCACUGAAUAUGUGAGCGAUUGUUUUAUCAUCACCAUAGUCGUCACCAUUAUGUCCGCCAUUGUUAUCAACCUCAGUCACCGGGAAGGCGAGAUCAACAACAAGUUCAUCCGCAGUGUCUUCUUCAACCACCUUGGACCAUGGUGUUUUGUGGGUGGGGGAAGGUGUGGCGGGAAGAAGGCCCAGGGUUCGAAUCCCAAUGAGAGCCGCAAAGCUGGAGGUCUGGAGAUGAAGGAUAGUGCAGCACAAACACGAUCGUCCGAUGGUCACACUUUGUCACAGCUUGAUGUUUGGGUGAAAAGACAGUCAACGAAUCGAUUCGACGAACAAGACAAAACUGAGUCGCCCAAGAUACAUGAUUUCGAACUACUUGCCCGCAUCAUGGAUCGCCUCUUCUUGUUUGCAACACUGGUCUCACUGACCGCCAUCACUGUCAAAUUCUUGAUGGAAAUGUAA
Molecule: messenger RNA, 838 nt
Organism: Strongylocentrotus purpuratus (purple sea urchin)
Lineage: Eukaryota; Metazoa; Echinodermata; Echinoidea; Camarodonta; Strongylocentrotidae
Product: neuronal acetylcholine receptor subunit alpha-3-like
Exons: 4
Coding region: 8-838 (276 amino acids)
Biological process (GO): regulation of membrane potential; monoatomic ion transmembrane transport; signal transduction
Cellular component (GO): membrane; neuron projection; synapse
Molecular function (GO): transmembrane signaling receptor activity; monoatomic ion channel activity; neurotransmitter receptor activity
Source: RefSeq, a predicted model, not a curated record